CAACGUUCUUGGAAAAGGUGGCGGAGGAGCUGCAUGGCCUGGCGGCGGUGGCUUUGCCGCGAACAAUAUGAGCAUGCAGCAAACGUUUGGAAGCACGACCGGGCGGGACCUGAGCGCUUACUUUGCGACCGGCGGCGGCGGCGGGGCUCCAAACUCGCAGGAGGCAAUGCAGCUCUAUCUCAUGAACGCGGCGGCGGCGGCGGCUGCUGCCGGAUACGGCGGAUUCGCCGCCAGUUCUGGAGAUGGACCGCCGGCUCAGGCGGCGGCGGGAGCUCCCGGGAGCAUGGUUUUCAUCCCGGGGCCGGCGGCGUCGCAGACUCCCAUUGGAGUGCCGCUCCACAGCUCGCAAAACUCACUCUCCCAGACCUCGCAAGUUACGUCCGUGUCGAACUCUCCGGUGGCGUACCGUGGUGGAAGUGGAAAUGGUGGCGGAGGAUCGCACUUCUCGAGCUGGAAGAGUGGCGACGAGCUGGUUUUCAUGCCCGGGAGCGAGCGCGCCGCCAAGACGUCGAUGGACGUAAGCGACUUCUCCGACUACCACCAGCACGCGGCGGCGGCGGCGGCGUUCCACCAGAUGCAAGACCAUCUCUCCUCGCAAGCCCCGGGUGGCGCCGCCGGCGGUGGCGGCGGUGGAGUCUUCCAGGGCCUCUCGCUCUCGCUCUCCUCCCAGCAGCCGCCGCCGCUCAACGCUUUCGACGUGAUCCAGCAGUCGGGGCUGGAUCACGGCCAGGAUCACCAGGCAGACAGCAAGCGAUCCAAGCUGGCGGCGGACUUGAGCCACUUCCGGCGGGAUUUUAUUGGCGGCGCCGCCGCUCCCAAGGUCCCGGACGCCGCCAGCGCCACUCCGGCCAUGUCCGCCAGCUUUAACAUCAUCUCCAGCAGCCGCUACCUCAAGGCUUGCCAGCAGCUCUUAGAGGAAGUUUGCAGCGUUGGAAGAGGUGGCAAGCAAAAGAGCAAACCAUCCAACUCUCAGGGAUGGACAGCGGCGGGGGGCGGCGGAGGAGGAGCGGCGAGUCCUCUCACAAGCCCGACAUCUGCUACUACUCCUAGUGCUCCGGCGAACAACAAUCCAGCACCGACGACGAGCAAAGAUCAAAGCGCUCCAGCUCCGGCUGCGGGGUCAUCUCAAGAACUUUCCAACGAGAAGGAUGCUUGCGUGAGCGCUGGAAACAAUACCGCCGUAAGCUCCAGUUCACCGGGUGGCGGAGGAGCUAAAACCGCGCCUGGAACUGGAGGAGCUGGGGGUGCUACCACGAGUGGGACUGGAACAGCGUCUGCGGCAGCGGCCCCAAGCUCGAUCGAAGGUGGAGUGGAGUCGACGAGCGCGCUGAGCGCCGAGGAGAAGCAGGAGCUUGAGACGAAGAAAUCCAAGCUCAUCGGCAUGCUCCAAGAGGUGGAUCGGAGAUACCGGCAGUACUACGAUCAAAUGCAAGUGGUGAUCAGCUCGUUUGAUGCGGUGGCCGGCGUUGGAGCGGCCACUCCCUACACGGCUCUCGCGUUGCAAGCCAUGUCUCGCUACUUUCGGUGCCUGAAGGACGCCAUCACGGGGCAAAUCUCGCUGGUUUGCAAGUCCCUGGGCGAGGAGGACAUCUCCAAGCAGAUCACCACCAAGAGCCCCACUUCCCGGCUCCGCUUCAUCGACCAGCAGAUCCGGCAGCAGCGCGCGUUCCAGCAGCUCGGGAUGCUCAACCAGCACGCCUGGAGGCCGCAGCGAGGACUCCCCGAGCGAUCGGUUUCGAUCUUGCGAGCUUGGCUCUUUGAGCACUUCCUCCAUCCGUAUCCCAAAGACGCGGACAAGAUGAUGCUAGCGAGGCAGACUGGUCUAACAAGAAGUCAGGUGUCCAACUGGUUCAUCAACGCUCGAGUGAGGCUAUGGAAGCCAAUGGUGGAGGAGAUGUACCAGGAAGAAACGAGAGAUCACGAGCUGGACGCGGCGGUGGCGCGGAUGCAAGCCGCGAGCGAGGAAAACGAGCUCAAGAACAGCAGUGACGCUCUCACCGAUCCCAAGUCGGGGAAGCUCAUGUCCAUGGAUCACUCGGAGCAGGACUUCAUCCACGAGACCAGCCCGGUCGACUACAAUCCGGGGCUCCGGAAGCAGCAGCAGCAAAACAUGGUGGUCGGAUCGUCUCCAGCGGAUUUGUACGAGGAUUCCAGCGUCCAGCACCACCAGCAGCUCAAGAAAUCCAGGUACCACGAUCCAUCCUCGGCGGACUUUGUACACCACCAUAUGGAAGUGGACAUGAAGCCGGAGAGCGAUGAUAGCUUGGGAGUCCACGGCUAUGGAGGUGGCGGCGGCGGAGGAUACCACGACCAGAGCCUCCGCUUCUCCCCCGCCAAUCCAGGCUUUCGAUACAACUUAAAUCCUUCGCCGGGAGGUGGAGUAUCUCUCACUCUGGGACUCCAGCACAGUGACAGCAGCUUGGGAGGAGUGAUCCAUCCUCACGCGGCGGCGGCGGCGGCAGCCUACUUGCAACCGCAGGGAUUCCACGCGCUGGCUCGUGGCGGCGGUGGCGGCGGAGGUGGUGGAGGUGGCGGCGGCGAUGAUUUCUCCAGCUUGUACGACAAUGCGGCGGCGGCGGCGGCGGCGGGGUUGCACGACGGGAUGAACUACGCGAGCAGGAAGCAUAUGGAGAGCCAGCUGCUGCACGAUUUUGUGCCUAGCUAGUGGAUCGAUCGCUCGGCUAUUCUUCUAUAUUUUCCUCUCCAAGAACUUUGGAGAGAUUCUCCCGAAGAACACCUCGAAGACGUCUAUAUUCCUCGUGAUCAUGGGCAGGGAUUUUAUAUAGCACCGAAUUUAUAGUGUUCUUUUCCAGCU
Selaginella moellendorffii is the source of this 2815-nucleotide messenger RNA. RefSeq names its product BEL1-like homeodomain protein 2. Gene Ontology annotation, molecular function: DNA-binding transcription factor activity, RNA polymerase II-specific; RNA polymerase II cis-regulatory region sequence-specific DNA binding. The transcript is spliced from 4 exons. The record is from RefSeq and is a predicted model, not a curated record. Gene Ontology annotation, biological process: regulation of transcription by RNA polymerase II. The coding region runs from base 68 to 2665 and encodes 865 amino acids. NCBI's taxonomy places the organism in Eukaryota, Viridiplantae, Streptophyta, Lycopodiopsida, Selaginellales, Selaginellaceae.